AUGCGUAGAAGUAAAACUAUGGUUGGUAUUGUUGGUAAUGGUAAUGGUGAUGAUGAAGGUAAUGCCGGUGGACGUUUUGGAUUGCAACGUUUAAACAAAAGAGCUACAACGACAAGUGGUGUUAUAAGUAUAGGUUCAGUGGAGGUGCAAAUGACGAAACUAGAAUUGGAAGAACCAAGUGUCAGUUAUACUCUAGUUGAAGAAGAACAAGAGGGAGACCAUGAUGAGAAUGCGAUAUCUGGGGAAAGUUAUUUCCCGAUUUCAGAAGAGGGAAGUAAAGAAGAAUCACUUGAGCCGCAAGAAUGCAUUGAACUAUCAGAUUAUACAGAGAGUCCACCAAACCCUGAACCUGGUCAAGAACGGGCAUGCUCAUCAUCUCCUUUCUACUCCUCCCCUUCUUCAAGCAUUCCCGAUGAAACAGAAGAACAGAAUAAAACCAUGCACUCAGAAGAUCAACAUGAAGACUACACACAGGUCCACAAGUCAUUGAAAGAACUCAUAGACAAGACAAAUAGAAGCUUAUACAACGUAGAUUCAAGAAUUGUCACUUAUAAAGCAGGUCUAUCCAAAAAAUGUUCACUGUUGCCGAGUCUUCAUCCAAAUAGAAGACAGAUUCUAGGGAAAAGAGAACUAUAA
Vanderwaltozyma polyspora DSM 70294 is the source of this 636-nucleotide messenger RNA. RefSeq names its product Hed1p (gene HED1). Lineage: Eukaryota; Fungi; Ascomycota; Saccharomycetes; Saccharomycetales; Saccharomycetaceae. The transcript has a single exon. The coding region runs from base 1 to 636 and encodes 211 amino acids. The record is from RefSeq and is a predicted model, not a curated record.